This is a messenger RNA of Bursaphelenchus xylophilus (pine wood nematode), 1113 nucleotides long. The record is from the annotation of a GenBank genome assembly. NCBI's taxonomy places the organism in Eukaryota, Metazoa, Nematoda, Chromadorea, Rhabditida, Aphelenchoididae.
AUGUCUGGCGGACACGAAGAGUUGAAGUUGAACGCCGAUGAUGCCUUCAAGCUGUUGGCUUGCGAUUCUCACAUCGGUACCACCCAGGCCGAUUUCCAGAGCGAACAAUACGUCUACAAGAGACGUCCCGAUGGUAAGUUCUUCCUGAAUUAGUUUGUGUUUUGAUUUUUAGGUGUAAGAUGAUAGGAAACUGCCUUGCACUUGAUUUUCGAAUGUUUAUAACCCCAUUUUAUUGUAGGUACCUACCUGAUCAAUCUCGGAAAGACAUGGGAGAAGCUGUUGUUGGCCGCUCGUGCCAUCGCCGCUGUUGAGAACCCAGCUGAUGUGUGCGUCGUUUCUUCCCGUGAAUACGCUCAGCGUGCGCUUCUGAAGUACGCCGCCCACACCGGAGCUACCCCCAUCUUCGGCCGUUUCGUUCCCGGAUCUUUGACCAAUCAGAUCCAAAAGAACUUCCGUGAGCCCCGUCUCAUCGUUGUCUCGGACCCUCGUCUCGACCAUCAGGCCAUCACUGAGGCUUCUUAUGUCAACAUCCCAGUUAUUGCCUUCACCAACUCGGAUUCGCCUUUGAAGCACGUCGAUAUUGCCAUUCCAUGCAACAACAAGGUACGCUCUUCAUCAUUUUCAUUUAUUGCAUUUAAGACCUUUUUUAUGUUUAAUUUCGACUGUUUCUUUCAAAUUCAUGAUUAGAAUCGCAAUUUAUUUUUGUUGUGUAUAUUCUUCUUGUUUUAGGGAAUCCAAUCCACUGGUCUUUUGUGGUGGUUCUUGGCUCGUGAAGUCCUCCAACUCCGCGGAAAGAUCUCCCGUGCCACUGGAUUUGUCCUUGACGACAAGCUGAUCAUGCCCGACUUGUACUUCUACCGUGACCCCGAAGAGACCAAGAAGGAAGAGGUCGGAGAAACCGUCGAAGACAAGCGCGACGUGUUCGAUGCUGGUAGCACGAAGCCUGAGGACUUCUCUACUGGAAUCCCUGGCACUGAACCCAUGAAGAUUGACUUCAAAUUCAAACAGAUCGACGAUUGGGCCGCCGCUUCAGACCCAACCCAGGGUGGUGAAGCCGGAGAACAAACCGCCACCGGAACCGAAUGGGGAACCGCCGCCGGCUCCAACUGGUAA